AUGCCUCCUCAAGGCCAUAGGCGCAGGCGGACAGCCCACGACGAAGAGGAAGAGGACGAUAAUUCACACAAUCGGCGACCAACUAAGCGCGUCCAGGAAUCCGACAAUGGCUCCGAUGACUCCGAAAACGACGGCGACCAAGAUAUCGAUAUGGACAGAGCCGCUGGUGAUAACAGCUCCGAUGACCAGCUUGUCAAGAAGCUCGUCCGUUACGCCCUCGCCUGCGAAUACGCCAGGAUACCGAUAAAACGCGACGGUAUACGAGACAAAGUACUUGGUGCUCAUGCAAGAUCCUUUAGGCGAGUUUUUGACGCCGCACAAGAACAGCUGCAGAAGGUAUUUGGCAUGGAGAUGGCUGAGUUGCCUGUGAGAGAGAAGCGCACUUUAAAAGAUAAGCAAAAAGCUGUUAAGAGAGGCGCUUCACAAGCGUCUGCAUCCUCUCGCCAAUAUAUCCUCAUAUCCUGCUUGCCUAAAGAAUACCGCACACAGCCCGUCAUCGGUCCUUCACGUCUGCCAAGCGCAGCAGAGGAGGCUGCCUAUGUGGCGUUCUACACACUUGUAAUCGCACUUAUCACACUGUCAAGCGGUGAGCUAAGUGAUAUGAAGUUAAGGCGGUACUUGACACGCCUCAACGCAAGCCAGAACCUGCCAAUGGACAAGACUGAUAAUGUAUUACAAAGGCUUAUCCGACAAGGGUAUCUCGAUAAGGUUGUGGAAAGAGUCGAAGGUGAGGAGGACGCAAUUACAUGGUGUGUUGGACCGCGAGGUAAAGUUGAAGUAUCACCUCAGAGUAUCGCCCAAAUCGUAAGUGAGGUCUGGCGUGAUCCGCCUGAUGACUUCGAGAAAAAGCUAGAGAAAAGUUUGGGUGUACGGACGGGACAGUCUCAGACUGCAAACAGAGACAGGGAGGGAGAAGAGAAUGACGAGUAG
Xylaria bambusicola is the source of this 930-nucleotide messenger RNA. RefSeq names its product MAGE protein. Gene Ontology annotation, biological process: DNA repair. The transcript has 3 exons. The coding region runs from base 1 to 930 and encodes 309 amino acids. Lineage: Eukaryota; Fungi; Ascomycota; Sordariomycetes; Xylariales; Xylariaceae. The record is from RefSeq and is a predicted model, not a curated record. Gene Ontology annotation, cellular component: nucleus.